This is a messenger RNA of Saprolegnia diclina VS20, 1251 nucleotides long. RefSeq lists its product as hypothetical. Lineage: Eukaryota; Oomycota; Saprolegniomycetes; Saprolegniales; Saprolegniaceae. The record is from RefSeq and is a predicted model, not a curated record. The coding region runs from base 54 to 1022 and encodes 322 amino acids. The transcript has 7 exons.
CGCCAAUCAGAAGCGCCGAUUUCGAUCUUGUGGAACGGUCGCGGUCCGUCUCGAUGCCGUUCGAUGACCUCCGGCACGAGCGCGUCCAGACAGCGCUCGAGCAAAUGAACGAGAUCUCUAUCUCCAAGAUUCACCGGGACGCGGCCAAAGCAACCGCCAAAGCCAAGCGCGACGAGUCGUUCGAAGAGCGCAUCGAUGCGAUCCUUGCAACGACAAAAGAGAUUGCCGAGCGGCUGCAGCGAAAGCAGCACGACGACGACGACACUGCGCACGACGACGAGAGCGACGAGUUUUCCAUCAUGGACGAUGACGCGCACGCGUCGGCGCUCUUCAAGCGGCAGCUCAGCCGCUUCCUCAAGCUGCCGCGCUCGCUGAGCCACCGCGAGAUGGAAGAAGUUACGCACUUGGUUCUCCACCAAGUCGGCAACACGCCCGACCACAGUCUUCUCAUGCAUGAGAUUGGCACUCUCAUCGACGAGCAUGUCAUUACACCGCGCGAGAUGGACGACGAGCACGACCGUGAGGCCAAGCACAGGCCGUCGCUGGCCAAACGCCGUCAAAAAGAGCUGCCCAACCUCGACAUACAUCCGACGAGCGAUAUCGAAAUGACCCAGCGCAUGCUGUUUGUAUCGGCCAACCGACUCAAGUCGACGUCCAUGCGCGGCGGCUUCAACGACGAGUCUUUUCUGCGCUCGCAAAAAGCAACGUUUUCGCUCUUCCCAAAACCGAGCGAGCGGACGCUGCUGCCCAAGCUCUCGUCGUGCAAGAGCCCGAAAAUGACGGCGCUGGCCGAGGCCGAGCUCGCUGAGCAGCGCGCGCGGCAAGCCGAGCUCGAGUGGCGAGAGGCCGUCAAACAAGACUAUAUCAUUUGGCUUCGCGCCAAAGCCGAAGCCGAGGCGCAAGCAAAGAAACAGCACCAUCGCGAUGCGUCGCAGCCUUCGAAGCGCAAGCAAAAGCCGCGAUGGCUGCUCCUCUAUGAAGACGCGCGGGCGCACCAAACCGUACUGCCGCCCAACUUGUAGUUUGUCUCGUCGACGCUCGCUAGAACGUUGAAUGGAACGAGUGAAGCAGGACCAAGCUCGAACGACGACGUCGAUGACGAGCGAUUGGCAUGACCAUGGGCAACAGGGAUCGCAGUCGGUCACAUGCGAUGGUCUGUCCACGAUACUUCUCGGUGGACCUUGUCGGAGCACGCAGCGUCAUCGUAGGAGAACAAAGACACGGUGUAUACUGAUAAUGAGAAAAGACGAC